Cydia pomonella (codling moth) is the source of this 6366-nucleotide messenger RNA. It is a transcript of the gene PpD3, whose product is annotated as serine/threonine-protein phosphatase 5. The coding region runs from base 128 to 1600 and encodes 490 amino acids. Gene Ontology annotation, molecular function: protein binding; protein serine/threonine phosphatase activity. The record is from RefSeq and is a predicted model, not a curated record. The transcript is spliced from 9 exons. Gene Ontology annotation, cellular component: nucleus; cytosol. Lineage: Eukaryota; Metazoa; Arthropoda; Insecta; Lepidoptera; Tortricidae.
CAAGUAUAUUCGCUUUUUCUUGAAGUGCGGAAAGCAUGUAAAUGUAUGUGAGAAAAUCGCAUUUUUUUUUCUUAUGAUUAAGCGCUAAGUCACUGAAGCUUUAAUUUUAUUCAAUAAACGUGAAACAAUGGCAAGUAGCGAGGAACCUACGGGGCCCAUGUCCAAGGAGGAUAUCGAGGCGGCGGAUAGAUGGAAAAACGAAGCAAAUGAAUACUUUAAAAAGCAGAAUUACAAUACCGCAAUUGAAUUGUACUCAAAGGCGAUAGACAAAAACCCUAAUAAUGCCGUGUACUAUGCGAAUAGAAGCAUAUCUAACUUGCGGUUGGAGAAUUUCGGGUAUGCCCUCACGGAUGCGUCGCGGGCGAUUGAGUUGGAUAGGUCCUACACGAAGGCCUACUACAGGAGGGCCGCGGCACAUAUGUCUCUUGGGAAGUACAAACUAGCACUUAAGGAUUUUGAAUUUGUAACCAAAGUUAGGCCAAAUGAUCAGGAUGCGAAAAUGAAAUUUAACGAAUGUAACAAAAUUGUGAAAAAGAUUGCAUUUGAAAAGGCCAUCUCCGUAGACAAGAAGGAAGUUAACAUUGCUGACUCCAUCAACCUGGACGCCAUGACCAUUGAGGAUGAAUAUGAAGGCCCAGCUCUGGAAAAUGGCAAGGUGACACUUAAAUUUGUCACUGAACUAAUGGAACAUUAUAAGCAGCAGAAAAAACUUCACAAGAAAUAUGCUUAUAAGAUUCUAAUUGACGUCAAGAGCUAUCUACAAAAACAACCAUCCCUCGUAGACAUCAAAGUAGGAGACGACAAGAAAUUCACAGUCUGUGGAGACAUACACGGACAGUACUAUGAUCUAAUGAACAUUUUCGCACUAAACGGGCUUCCAUCUGAAACGAAUCCCUAUCUGUUCAAUGGAGACUUUGUGGAUCGGGGGUCUUUCAGUGUGGAGUGUAUCUUCACCCUGUUCAGCUUCAAGCUGCUAUUCCCUGACCACUUUUACAUGUCUAGAGGAAACCACGAGACCUUGGACAUGAACCGCAUGUACGGGUUCCGAGGCGAAGUGACCUCCAAGUACACCUCCCAGAUGGCGGACCUCUUCACCGAGGUGUACAACUGGCUGCCGUUAGCGCAUUGCAUCAAUAGCAGGGUUCUGGUGAUGCACGGAGGGUUGUUCUCGAAGGACGAUAUUACGUUGGAUGAUAUCAGGAGGGUGGACAGGAAUAAGCAGCCGCCGGAAGAUGGCAUAAUGUGCGAGCUGCUGUGGUCGGACCCGCAGCCGAUGCUGGGCCGCGCGCCGUCCAAGCGCGGCGUGGGCUGCCAGUUCGGGCCCGACGUGACGGCCGGCUUCCUGCAGCGGAACGGGCUGCAGUACAUCAUCCGCAGCCACGAGGUCAAGAACGAUGGCUACGAACUCGCGCAUGACGGGAAGUGCAUCACUGUCUUCUCCGCGCCUAACUACUGUGAUACAAUGGGUAACCUGGGUGCUUUCAUCACAAUGAACGGCAAAGACCUUAAGCCAAACUUCACCACCUACGAGGCAGUGCCUCACCCCGACGUCAAACCAAUGGCGUACGCCAACUCGUUCCUGAGUAUGCUCUGCCAAUGAUGGAACACGCUGGUUAGCCUCCACACACCGCCAACGCUGACUUACGAUAUUCAAACAGUAACAUCUUUCUUCUUAAGUGUUUUCUGAGCACUGCCAUCUGCUAACGAAAUUUUAAUUAUUGAAUUAAAGGAUAAUUAGAGGACAUUCUUGAGCGAGAGCCCAAGUUACUCGCUUCGUGGCGUGUAAACAUACGUGGUGACGCGGUGAAAAUGUUGAGCAAGCUUAGUUGGUUAGUGUUUAAACCGGUGCUCUGAAAAGUCCACGUGGCGAUGAUUUUUUAAAAUUUUUGCUCUAGUUUAUUAGGGUUCAUUUCAGACAAAGAUUACGAUAUAUUUCUUGUACGGUCUUCUAAUGACCAGAAAUGAGACGAGAAAGACGCAACUAUCCAGUGAAAUGGGAUAGUAAAGAUUCAUGUACCGGCAAUUUAAAUGUAACUCAGUUAAAUAGAACACGUUCGGGUUAAGGUAACUCGGAUUUUAACUGUCACGAAUUCACUGUGAUGGUAACAGAGGACCUACCGCUUACGACGUUCGACGUGUUGCCUCUCUGUUGGACUUGUAAAUUCGUACGUAAGUGUGACAGGGAGGCAACACGUUCGCGGUAGGCCCUCAGAUCGGUUACGGAGAAAUACACCUACCCCCUUUAUUCGUAAUAAAUUACAAGCCUCAAUUUUUUCUUAAAAAAUACAUAGUCAAAGUGAUAGAUUAAGAGAAGCGAUUAAUAGCUAAUUGAGACUUGUAGCACGUUUAUGAAUAAUGCCACUAAUACUUUACUUGAAAAUGCUGUAGACCGCCUAUUAGGCCGCGACUGGACGCACGCGGCGCGACGAGCGGGGCGACGCUGUCCUCCAAAACAGGUUCAUUCAAGCCUAUAGGGACCGUGCGCGUUGGAGGGUCUGCAAUCUUGUAGCCUGAAUCGAAACCAUAAACAUGUACAUUUACACGUCACGUGUUUUCUUGUGCAUAGUAGGUUCUGCCAUCUUGUGGGCUACAUCUGAACAAUAAACAUCACAUUUACGCCUCGCGCCAAAAAUCUGACGGCUCCUGUGCUGCCUCCUACAGUUCAUGCACGCUCCCUAUACAUUUUGAUCGUGCCACUCGGAACCUGUUUUGGACGACAGUGGCGACCCGCUCGCCGCGCUGCGCGUCGAGUGCGUCCAGUUUGAGCUUAGCGCGAGUUUGAGUCUUGAGAACUCGUUGCUUAAUACUUUCGACUGCUAGAAACAGCUUUUCUAAGCAGUGGAAGUGUUAUUAGUGCCACAAACUUCUGUCUCGAUGUAAAGCACUCAUGGAUACAAUAAAUAUGCUUUAAUAGAACUGGGCUUAAAAUAACGCUCAACUGAAUUGGUUAACGCCAUCUAGUGGGAUAUGUUACAUGUUACAUUAAAGUUUUUUAAUGUAGUAAAAUCGUUCUUAUUAAGUUAAUUUUCCAAAUUGCAAAUUAUGAAAACGAAAUUCAAAGUAGUUUUGUCUCCAUAUUUAUUUUUUAUGUUGGACGGCGUUAACGGUUUUAACAAAAGUUAUACUAACAACACAAAUUGUCAAUUCACAUGAGAUAACACAAAAUUUUUGGCGAGGUGCAUAAACAUAGGUACUUAUGUACGAGCCUUGUGAAGAUAUUUUUCUAAAUUAGACAUUAUUGAGCGCAUGUUGUGCCUUCAAUGGAAUCGUGGGAAUAAAUCGGAGUGGUGCUAGUUUCAUUAUUUAUAAAACAAUUAAUUAAUUAUGUUUUUAACCUUUUUAACGCCAAUAAUUUUAAUACUAAUAAGCUGGAAAAAUUAAUGCAAUUAAAAUUAUCCCUUAAAAUAGAACGUGUCGAGACUGCCGAGGUGCCGUCAAAGGUGGUGGUAGGUCUUACCCUAUAUCUACAAAGAAAUUCUAAAUAAAAAAACGGAAUUGGGUGUAAAACAGUUUUCAUUGAUGGCACAAACUUACUGAGGAAAACGGAUAUCUGUAUUUCAUGGUUGUAUCAUCGUGAUUCUUUAAUAUUAGUAAUUUGGGCUGUACCAAUAGCAUAAACUCAAUCGACAAAAUAUUGUUACAUUCAUAAUAUCACAGGAAAUAUAUUAUUAUUCAUUGGCACAUACAUUUUCAGAUAUACAUUUUCCCCAAUGCAUUAAAUCGAUUUCAAAGCAAUAGUGUGUAUUGCAUUAUUUUUAAUAACUUGUAAGGCGUAUUUUAUUAAUGUUUAUUUGAUAUGAGAUAAUGUUCUCAUUGGCCAUCUUAUUAUUUUACUAAUGUUCUUAAUUUGUAAAUAUAAUAUGAAUUAUAUUUUUAUUUUAAAGACUCAACGUGUUCUAGAUUUCUUUAUGUCCUUUGACGAAAAAAUAAAAUAAAGAACCUGUGCUUUUUAUUGUAACAGUAAUAAUAGUUUGUUUAACAGCAUUAUAGAGUAAAACACCCAUUGAUUGGGACCCAAAUACCAGUUAUUGGCAGUAAGUUUUUGUAAGAAAGUCACUACUAUAAUCCUUUGAAAAUGUUAAAAGUGCCAAUAAUUGGGCGGGUGACAACAAUAGGCGAAUUUACCUAACACGUACAUAUAUUCUUCAAUUACAUGUUACAAUUGUAAUACUACCCUAAUGUUACCAGCAUAACAAGUAUUAUGACAACUAAUUUUUUUCCUGUUGUGAAUUCAACGAAGGUCAUGUUUAGUUUAUUUUGCUUGGAGCAAUAUAAACAGUAUCUAGGUAUCAUAUUAACUAUCUAUAUACAGAAUCCUACUUGCCGCUGUUGUAUUUGCCCAACCUGUGCAUUUGCAUCAAAAUAUAAAUAUAACGCCGUAGCAUUUUGCGUUCUAUUUGCCGACAUAUUCGUGUUAUUCAUCUUUUCUUAUCGCGGCAAAGGUAACAUAUAUUUACGCAAAUGUCACAUCGGAGUGUGUUGCAGUCAUUUUAUAUUUGUUCUUAAGAAAGACGUAAAUACAGCAUUUAUUUUACUAUUUUCAUAUUUAUACUGUUUGAAUGACUUUUUUACAUUUUCAAAGACAUUUUUGGACUUACUGAAUUCGUGAUAUUUAGCAUUUUGAAGUGUUACGCCAACCAAUGCAUUUCUUCAUACAUUCACUCAUAACGAACAAAAUAGUGUAACCCAAUGCAAUAAUGGUUAAAAGACCAAUAAGUUAAGCUAUUACUUAAGUAUAGUGACAAGAAGUUUAAAUUAAGGAAGCUUGUGAAUCCACUGCAUUUCCCUAAUUAUUAUUUUUUUCAGAUUCCUAACAUUGUUUAUCGACUUGAACCUCCGUCCUUCUCGCACUUAUGGAAUAUGCGCUUGUUAUAGUCGGAUGUUUCGUCGAUGAACGCUAAUGUUAGAGGACAAUUUGACAAGUAGAUAGUUUGUUUCGUUCGAAGAACGAUAAAGCCCUUUCGGUGCAGGGGGGCUUAGAUCCAACCAAGAUUACAAUCGUAAUGUGUAUAAAUAAAUAGUUAAGUACGUGACUUUUCAUAGCAUCUGUCAUCCAGACACAUUUUUUUUUCGUUUGUCUCUUGUCGAUGUACAGUCACGUCUGAAAAUAUCGAUACGAAAAAAGUGCCAAAAAUAAGUAUACACUACCUUAAUAUAUGGGCUACCUAAUACUUUUUUCAUAUCGAUAUUUUCAGACAUGUGAUCCUACAUCGAGUACGAUUGCCAUCUAUGCUGGGCCCCCCGGAAUGAGUAUUUGCACUGUGGAUUACUUUUUGACCUUAUGAUUACAACAGUAGCGCAACGUCGACAUAGUUUGUCAAAUAAAAACUUUCGCUUUCGUGGAAGCUGGCAAAGUGUUAAAAAAAGAUCACGAUGCGAGCAACGGCUAAAGUUCAUUUUUUGUAAAUCUAUAAGUUACAAUUUUACAAGUACUACAAGUAGUAAACUGACAACACUUGCCGAAAGGCCUCUCGACAUUGGUUAAGGGCGUGUCAUUUGCAUCAAUGUUGCCGGUUUAUUAAUAUUGUAGCUUCUAGAGUAUUAUGAACCAAUACUGGUUCAUCUGUCGGUCGAUUUUGCGAGAAAGUAUUGGACUGCGCUACUGUGACUGCUCUGUAAUGUUAUUUUUUGUUGUCGUAGGUACCUUAUGAAUUUUAUUAGAAAUAUUUGUUUCGGUGAUUGACGAUAAAUGAUAAUCUUAUGUAUACAUUAUACGGGUUUUAAUACUCUUUGACAGAAGAGGAAACUAAAAAUGUAUUUAUCUAGUUUUAUAUGUACGUAACAAAAGCCCUUUUUUAUUUUCCCCGGUACCACGAAAAUCGGAGUUGAUUGUCAAUAAAAUUCGUGUAUUCUAACAAUAAUGUCCUUUACCUUAGUAGUUUACUUGUACUUGUGGUAUUAAUCCUUUGAAUGCUUGUAUGUCAUAAACACAAACAUCACUCAAAUGCCAAUGUCCCGGGCGCGAGGGAGCUAAUGUAAACCUUACACGAAAGUGAAGGUUACUUUGACAGCGUCCGCCAUGACGACUUUAGGUGUUCUUGGCGUUCAAAAGGUUAAAGGUGGUAUUUUUUUUCUAAUUAAUUUUGCCCACUUUAAAUGAACAAAUAGCGACGGGGAUAAGCAAUAUAUAGCCAAUUUUAUUAGCUCAAAUAUUGUUUGCAAUCACCAAAACAAAGACUUGCAGUACAUAGGAAUUUCUGAGGUAGUUAAAUUAUGUUUAUCCUAAUUAACAUAUAUUAUUUUAUUAUGGCGACGUAGAGGCGGAUGGACGUUCAUUAUUUUUGUCAUAAAUUGAGUUGCCGAGCAUAUCAGACGAUGUAGAUAGGGUUUGGUGUUGAUUUUAAUCAAUAAAUUGUUAAAUUUGUA